AUGUAUCUUGGUGCCUGGAAUUGUCUUCAGGCCCCACCACUUAAGCGUAUAAACGCUGCCCGGCGUGCAGUACAGUUGUUUCCAUCCCUGAACUCGUGGGACAAAGCAAGCUCGAUGCUUGAAGAUGCGGUUCAACUAAUGACGAAGAUGAGUCUGGCCAGGUCCCUUGAACGAGAUGACCAACAAAAGGUUCUGGGAGAUCUAUACGGACUCUCAACGCUAGCCGUGGCCGCUGCACUCGAGGCGGGGAAGGGUACGGUACACGCCCUUAGUCUCCUAGAACUAGGAAGAGGGAUUCUCUCGGGUCAUAUCAGCGACACGAGAAGUGAUGUAAUGGAGUUGAAGCUUACGCAUCCGAAACUAUUGGAAGAUUUUCUUAUCCUUCAGAUGGAAAUCAAUGCCCCAUUAGAGAAAACCUCCGAUACAGAAAUUGCUUUCGCCAGACGGAAGGAUGCAAUGGGGCAGUUUAACCGCAUCUUGGCCGAUAUCCAUGCCAUCCACCAAUAUAGAGGAUUUCUGUUGCCCUCAAUAGCAGAGAGUAUGUGUAAGACUGCAGAGGGCGGCACUAUUGUGGUUGUCAAUUGUACUGAGAUCAGGAGCGAUGCGAUCAUAGUCACCAGAUCAGCUAUCACUUCUAUCCCACUCCCAAAACUGAUCCACAAAGAGAUGAAGUCACAGAUGAGCCAACUACCCGGGCUGCUCAAGAGACUUGUGAGGACAUUUGCCAGUAGGAAUAAAACAUUGUGUGAGAUAUUACGCUGGUUGUGGAACGUUGCCGUUGAGGAGGUCCUCAAGAGUCUUCGACUGAAGGUGUUACCCGCUAGGUCCAAGCGGAAAAACACUACCUCCCCUCCUCGAAUCUGGUGGAUUGGGACAGGAGAAAUGAGCAUAGCUUCAUUUCAUGCCACGGGUAUAUAUAAGCCAGGGUGCACGAGAAAUACCCUGAGUCGAGUUUGCUCUUCAUACAUCCCGACUAUCAAAGCUUUGGCAUAUGCUCGUCAGAGUAAAUUCACCCUAAGGUCAAAGGAUGCAGCAGGAACACCCAAGCAUAAGAUACUCUUGGCCACAAUGCGAACCACCCCAAAUCAUGCUCCUCUUCCCAGCGUUGAGCUCGAGGCCUCCUCAGUUCACAAGAUAGUAGGCCAGAAAUUGGAGUUAACCAUUCUGAGUCAACCCAAGGCGUCCGAGGUCCUAGAGACUCUCCCAGACUACGACGUGGUCCACUUCACCUGCCACGGAAUGUCAGACAGGAAGAACCGACCAAAGAGCAGUUUGAUACUCAUUGACUCCAGCGAUUCAGACAACCCGGUCGCCAAUUACUUGACCAUUCAGGCGAUAUCGGACGCGCAUAUCGAACGCGCACAGCUAGCAUACCUUUCCGCUUGCAGCACUGCAGACAAUACAGCAACUAACCUCGAUGAUGAAACUGUACACCUUGUAAGUGCGUUUCAGCUUGCCGGAUUCACGCAUGUGGUGGCGAAUCUCUGGCAGUCGAAGGAUGAUGCAUGUAUGCAGGUCGCUGCAGAUUUCUAUAGUGCAUUGUUGAAUAGCGAGAUGGAGGAGGGUGAUGUAGCGCAUGAGAAGGUUAGCUUGGCACUGCACGGAGCGGUAGCAAGGCUGAGGGAGGAAAUGCCGAUGUCCUCACUUGUCUGGGCUCCUCUCAUUCAUACGGGUGCCUGA
This is a messenger RNA of Morchella importuna, 1680 nucleotides long. RefSeq lists its product as uncharacterized. The transcript has a single exon. NCBI's taxonomy places the organism in Eukaryota, Fungi, Ascomycota, Pezizomycetes, Pezizales, Morchellaceae. The record is from RefSeq and is a predicted model, not a curated record. The coding region runs from base 1 to 1680 and encodes 559 amino acids.